AUGGCUGAGUCAAUUGAGGAGCUCAUUGACGAGUUCUUCGACAAGCUCGUCGAUGAAGAUGAGCUCAAAGUGCCCCAGACUUGCGUCGAGCUGCUCCCAGGCACGGACAGAUCCCUUAUCCGUGCAAUCCUCGGUGGCUAUUGGGAGCCUGCACAGAAGCAGCUGAUGCAACGUGACUCCACGGAAAAGCUAAAGGUAAAUGCAGACGGCCUGAGGAAGUUAAUUGAAGCAGGAGACAGCCCGUUCAAGGAGUUCCCCGCCGGCAAGAGAAUAACCGCAAAGGCAUAUCGCAUCGAUCCCGAAGAAGUUGAAGGUUUGUGUCCUGUUGUCCUCGAGUUUGUUAUUGACUCUAUCCCUGGUUUCCUCGAUAGUCAGGCUGCACUCAAGCCCACAGCCUCACUACCGGCACUGAAUACCACAAACCCACUACCGGCACUGGAAGUACCGGCGAUCAGCGCUAAGCGAUACUCCUACUCGGAGGCCUUGAUAAAGGCGCAGCUGGACGCUCUCCUUCGGAACGACCAGUUUACAGAUAGCCGAGGACAGAGAAUGCGUAAUUUCUUGGAAGACUUUCUCCCGGCGAACGAUGGUACGGACGAGAGAGCGGGUACAGCGACAUCACCAAAGGUUCACGACAACACGGUUCUUCGCUCGGCGCCCCUAGCACCGUUCGUCUACAAAGAUUAUUGCGAGAAGAAGUGGUCAAUAGCAAUUGAGAGCAUCGUCGUCCGCGCGACCAUUGACAGGAAUUCCAACUCGGGAAUGCUUGAUGGCUCCGUCCUGGGCAGUGAGAUUGAAGUCCAGGGCGCAGUACCCGUCGAACACCACGACUCCUCUUUGGAUGUACCUCCUAUGGAAGAGUCGCAUGGUCCCAAUAAGAGAUACCUCCACAGUGAUCUCUCGAGCUUGAGAACCAUGAACGAGCAAAUCACCGUCCACCUACGUAUGGCUCUCAAUCAGCCAGGAGCUGGAGACCAUUGCAACACCGAAGACAGCAAGCGAACGAAGACAGACACGACAGUCAUUAGGCCCGCUAAGAACGUAUGGGGACUUUGGUCUUGGGUACUGCGUGAACGCUUGAAUGAGAAGUAUCCUUCCAUGGUCAAGGGCGACAUCAAUGAAUGGCUGGGUGCCAUCUGGAAGCACGUGACGAGGAGGAAGAGUCUCCCAAUCCUGGCUACUGAAGACAAAAUGAGGUAUAUGUCAGAGGAGGCUACUGUAUUCCAUGACGGGACCAUCAAACAAGCCCUCAGCAAUAAGUUUGACGUGCUCCUUCUCGAGAUUGCCCGACGUUGUUCACUCGGCCAGGUGGCUCGGGACGCCAUAAAUCACGGAAAAUAUAAACCAGCAGAUCUUGACAAAGCAGACACUGAGAUGGAAGCUGAGCAGAUCGAGGACGCAAGGCAGGACCGGAUAGAAGAGGCUCCACCACGAAGUGCCGAUCAGCCCUCCGGCUCCGGCUCUCACGCGCGAGUGUUUCCCGGGCCGCAGCCGUCUCAGCGACACGCACAAUUUGCUCGGCAAGGUGACUUGGGAUCGCAUGCCCUUUCGCCCCGCAAGCGGCAUCUCAGCGAGACCUCACAAUCACAGAAUGGACCUACGCCCAAGGUGCCUCGUCGCUCUAUACACUACGGCCCGUCACCAGCGUCUCAUGGUGCAUGGAGUUCCACUGCUCCAGCGGCAACCGAUGCCCCGAGCGCAGCUCAGACUCUCCCCUCCUCUUCACUCCGCACAUCUUCCUCUGGCUGGAGGCAUGGCCAGCCGUUCGAAUUAAUCCCUAGCGAUGAUGAUGAGGACAGCGAGUGCGACGAUAAGGGCAGUGCCACCUCCACUGGCGCCUAG
Messenger RNA from Didymosphaeria variabile, 1842 nucleotides. RefSeq lists its product as uncharacterized. NCBI's taxonomy places the organism in Eukaryota, Fungi, Ascomycota, Dothideomycetes, Pleosporales, Didymosphaeriaceae. The coding region runs from base 1 to 1842 and encodes 613 amino acids. The transcript has 4 exons. The record is from RefSeq and is a predicted model, not a curated record.